ACGCGUUUAUUGAAAAGGCGGGCUGCUUCAGUCGUUUUCGUCGUCAGACUGCCCUUGUCAGCAUGAAUUUAGAUACGUUUAAUAAAAAUAAUAGCAGAAAUGCUAUAAUUAAGUCAGUUGUGCCGGAUAUAACAAAAUCGGAGCCUUGUAUGCUGGGCGUGGACGAGGCUGGAAGAGGACCUGUUUUAGGCCCCAUGGUCUAUGGAAUUGCUUACUGCCCACUUUCAGCAGAAAGUCAGCUGAAAGAACUUGGAUUUGCUGAUUCUAAAACUCUUACUGAGGAGAAGAGGGAAGAGCUUCUGAGUUCUGUGGAGAAGUCUUCAUUUCUUGGCUUUAUGGUGGAAGUCAUACCUCCCUCUGUCAUCAGUGGCCACAUGCUUGAUGUGACAAAGUACAGUUUGAAUGCAAUCAGCCAUGACUCUGCGAUUGGUCUCAUUCAGCAAGCUCUGGAUGACGGUGUGCAAGUAGCGCAAGUGUACGUGGACACAGUGGGCCCGCCCGAAAAGUAUCAAGAAAAGCUACAGGCACUUUUUCCUGAUAUAAAAGUCACGGUGGCCAAAAAGGCAGAUUCUACAUAUCCCAUUGUUAGCGCAGCUAGUAUUUGUGCCAAGGUGGCUCGGGAUCAUGCUAUUCAAUCUUGGGAGUUUCCAGAAGGCAUAACUGUGAAGGCAGAGGAUUACGGCUCUGGAUACCCAAAUGAUCCUAUGACAAAAAAGUUCCUUUUGGAGAACAUCGAUACGGUGUUUGGAUUUCCCAGCCUCGUGCGCUUCAGUUGGUCUACAGCUGAAAAGUUGCUUGAAGACAAUGCUGCCGAAGUUAUGUGGGACGAAGAGGACAGUGCUGAGCAGAGUGGCAUGGCAUCAAUCCAAUCAUUCUUCCAGAGAGACUCCAACCGAGGAAAGAAAUUAGCUGCAAAAGAAAGCUCCUUCUUCACCAGCCGCGCAAUCAGCCAACUCCAUGUAUUGUAGCUUCUUCUGUGGGCACGUGCAUGCACUGGUUGGAGUACGGUACCAAUGUGUUUUCUCCUGGAGAGUUAUUAGUGUAGUGCAAUUACAUUUCUACAUUUUAACUGCAUCUUCAGGGCUGCUUUAGCUGUGUAUUUCUGCCUUGUGACUAAUCUGUGGCAAGUUUUAUAAGUCCAGUUGAAUCUCGAUAAUUCGAACUCGAAGGGGUCCGAAAAUUUGUUUGAAUUAAAAGAAGGACGUAUUUUUGAAGUAUUCGUACACCAUAUAUAGCACGAUGCCCGAACGGUGCGAGUCGUGAAAUAUCGCGGCACGUAAGCGCAUAGUGAGCGCGGGCCACGAAACUGCUCAUGCCGGCAAACGCUCGCUUCCCGAUAACGGUAGAAAACGAAACUUAAAAGAGCGGGCGGUGCCGGCACGGCGACGGGUGCGCGCGGGGACCGUCGAAGGUGAGGGUGGAGGCUGGCAGGGAAGCGGAUUUGGCCUUGGCAACUCCGCCUCUUCGGUAGCAGUGGCUUCGGUGGCUCCCCUCGCCCUCCCUUUCAACUCCCUCGCAGCUCCCACACUUUCGGCUGUCUCUGUGUGCGCCCGCCGCCGUGCCGGCGCCAGCUUAGCCCGCUUCCUGAAGUUUCGUUUUCUGCCGAUAUCGGGAAGCGAGCGUUUGCCGGCAUUGGCAGUUACGUUGGCCGGACUGGGCCUCCGCCACUGCUUCCCUCUGUAACGUGCAAGGUCCACACGUGACUGGAAAAUAGAGGAAGCAUAAAGGAGAAGGGUUCACUGCUAUUUUCUCCGCUUGGCUGAGAUGUCGGCAUUAGAGUGUACUAGAAUACGGUUGUCUAGUCGGCACGUACACGCAUGUUUCGGCGCGACGCAGAAAUGUCGACCUUGCUAUUUGAGAGAGGGUGAAAUUUCCGCCGCAGGUGAUUUUCUUUGUUUUUUCCCCCUUCCUUCGCGCGCUACAUUGAGGGGUCUCCUGAGCUUUUGCCCUAUGGCGGUGUAUGAGCAAUGCCGGUCGGAGGCACCACCGUGUGAUUUGGCGCGCUGCUAAGAACAUUGUCGGUGCACGGUAUGUUCGAAUUAACCGUCGCAAAUGCUUUCGCGUUCGAAUUACCGGACGUUUUUGCCCAUUGGAAUACACAUAACUUUGACGGGACCACAGCGUCAGUUCGAAUUAACCGGUAGUUCGAAUUAAGCGUGUUCGAGAUUCGACUGUGUGUGUGUGUGUAUAUAUAUAUUGUUACGUAGAACGUAACAAUAUAACAUAAUAUUACCAAUUCAUAGCAAUAUUUCUUCAUUUGGGGGCUUUGCCGCAAGGCAUAUGUAAUAAAAGAAAACAAAAUCAGAUAUGUGCUCACCCUAAUUAACCACUGAAUGCCUAAUUUACAGUUAAACCUGCUUAUAACGAACCUCCAUAUAACGAAUUCCUGGAUAUAGCGAAGUUUUUCUAUUCCCCGCCGUUACUCCAUAGAAACACAUGUAUUUGAGACCUCUACGUAACGAAGUGGCAGCGGGAGACCCCCUCGAAAUAACGAAUUUUCCCCGCCGACAACCUAGAGAUUUUGCCCCAAAUUUUGUAAUUUUUGCGCGAGCAGCAACCGGAAGCACCUUCUCCGCCGCGACGGAAUGUGAAGCGGCGGCGGCGCGCUUGGCGUGCUCGAAUUCACAGCGACAGCGAGGCGAGAGCGAGCGCACAUGUGCGUGUGUGCAAGCGUGCGCAAGGUGGGCCUGCAUCCCUUGACCCGGCGAUCUUGCCGCCGCGGGCGUUGGCGGCAAGCUGGCCUAGCCCGCCAAGCCGGCACUCUCCAUUUCCAAUUGAUGUUUCCGAAGGAAAAAAAGAUGUUUUUUUGUUUUUUUUCAACGCGCUGGCAGCGCCACUCUUUGGUUACUGCGCAAGUCUCUGCGCUUCACUUCACUAACCUGACACUAGGUGACACUAUACAACGCUACGACACCAUCGUGCAGACUAGCUCCCGUAGCUUCGACCAUGUGCUGUAGUACGUGUGCUUAGGCAUUAGUCUACCGAUUUAUUUAAACAGCGAAUGUUUCCAAGUUUAUCCUUACUUGUACAAGUUUAUCCUUACUAUCCGUACUUUGUAUCACUGUCUGCUAAUUUGCUGUCGCAAUUGAUGCUUCGCCUUUCGGCCGAAACUGGGACUUUUUUGUUCAUUGCAACUUUAGUUUAUUGGGAGUAAAUCUGGAGCGAUAGUUGUAUUUCUGUAUGAAAGCAUGAGGUACGCGGUACUGUACAAGAUAAUUUUUUCCUCUCUUUUGGUCACGGAAUACGGGUGCGCGUUACAAUUGAGGGCGCGUUAGAAUCGAGUAAAUAUGGUAAGCAUUUCUUCUUCGAAUUUUCGUGCCGAACCUGCGUAUUACGAAAUCCUCUUUAUAACGAAGUUUUUCGGAAAUUUGACAAUUUCCUUAUAUCCAGGUUUAACCGUACUUUUGACUUUUGCAAAAAAUUUGAAGCUUUGUGGCUCCUCAGACUUUUGCGCCUAUAUUGAAAAACUAAACUUAAAAGCUUCAUUGGUCUGCUAUAUUUCUAAAUAUUGUUAUGUCAUGAAUUUGAGAUGAGCAUUUGGUCUUUCAUCGAGCAGUGAUGAAAAUUUAUACAGGUUCGUAUGUAAUUAAAGAAUGUUUUUUCUCAUCUCCAGCGCUCUUUAUAUUAGCCCUUUAUGGACGAGACACAUAAAUACCCAAAGGAAGUGUUUAUUUUUCAUCGAAAUGUUCAAAAUAAACCAGGAAUAAGCAUAUUCAAUAAAAAGAAAAAAAUAUUUUGCGGACAAUAGGGAGGUAACACUAGCUAGAACCCCGGAAGUGAGCUUCACCCCAAGGCACCAAUGGCUUCGUUUAGAACUUGUACAGACAAUUCUCGUUGGAUGUGAAACAUUGCUGUACAUUGCAUUUGCUUUAUACCAUUACCUGUGUGAUACUACCACUGCAGCCAGGGAUCUUGCAUUUGUCUCUCCUCUGACCAUGCUAUAUAUAAAUAAAAAUAAAAAAAUGAA
Molecule: messenger RNA, 3967 nt
Organism: Dermacentor silvarum
Lineage: Eukaryota; Metazoa; Arthropoda; Arachnida; Ixodida; Ixodidae
Product: ribonuclease H2 subunit A-like
Exons: 9
Coding region: 63-968 (301 amino acids)
Biological process (GO): DNA replication, removal of RNA primer; mismatch repair
Cellular component (GO): ribonuclease H2 complex
Molecular function (GO): RNA binding; RNA-DNA hybrid ribonuclease activity
Source: RefSeq, a predicted model, not a curated record